CAUAAUAAAUCUCAAAUAUGUCAAAGCAGGCCACCGUCCAUCCAUCCUUUUGGAUUAUUUUUUCUUUGUUUAAUCCCUAAUGCCUUUGUCAUAGCUAUGUUCUACUAACUUUUUAUUACUCCGGGUGGUUGGCCAUUUUGAUUUUGGUGUGCUCCACAAUUUCCUUUUCUUUUACUUGAGGGAACUGUCUAUAUCUCGUGAUAUCCUUCAGAAAAAAGACUAAAACUUCACUUUAUAUGGCUACUACCCUACCCAGAACAAAUGAAAGACCUUGGCUUGCCACUUUAGUAAUCUAGUAUCACUACUUCCUCUUCGAAAGGACAUUUCUUGUCCUCUCUGUUUCCUCUCUCGGAGUUUAUAAACUUUAAGAUUUGAAGGUCGCUUCCUCUCUGUCUCUGCGGUUGUCUCCUUUUAUUUUCUAUCAUGACAGAAUUAACUUCCAAGUUCUCAGACUUGAAAAGUUCUUCCUGCCCGUCCCUUUAGCCCUGCUCUCUCCUCCAUUUCUAACAGUUGUUCGUCACAUUGGGUUUUAUUUUACUUUUGUUGGUAAUCUGAUCCUUCUACAGUUACCAACGCAUUAAUUGCAAUUGGAGGCGUCAUCAUGAAUUUAAAUUGUUUUCUGCUAAUUCUGUUCGUCUGCUUUAUUGGACAAUCUUCAGAGGAGCAGAGACAAGCUUAUGAGGUGAAGAUUGGAGCCAUCUUUUCUUUUGGCACCACCAACGGCAAGGUUGCUAGAAUCGCAAUGGAAGCUGCUGUCCAAGACGUCAAUUCUGAUACCACUCUUCUUGACGGAAGAAAACUUGCUCUCACCCUCCAUGAUUCAAACUACAGCGGAUUCCUUGGGAUCAUUGGAGCAUUACAAUUCAUGGAGACCGAUACAGUAGCUGUGAUUGGCCCUCAAAGUUCUGUAAUGGCCCAUGUACUCUCUCACCUUGCGAAUGAACUCCAUGUCCCGCUCCUUUCUUUCACAGCAUUGGACCCCACACUCUCACCUCUUCAGUACCCCUAUUUCAUUCAGACUGCCCCCAGUGAUCUUUUUCUAAUGACUGCCGUAGCCGAUAUGAUCAGUUAUUUUCAAUACAGAGAAGUCAUUGCAAUUUUCUCAGACGAUGAUCAAGGUCGAAAUAGUAUUGCCGCUCUAGGUGAUAAACUUGUUGAGAGACGUUGUAAGAUUUCUUACAAGGCAAUUCUUCCACCUGAACUCAUGUCUAGUCGUGACCUGAUCGUGGCUGAGUUGCUCAAGGUUAAAUCAAUCGAAUCCCGAGUUAUUGUUCUACAUACACUAUCCAUAACAGGUCUCAAGGUUUUUGAGGUUGCCCAGGAGCUUGGCAUGAUGACGAGUGAAUAUGUUUGGAUUGCUACUUCUUGGCUUUCCGGUGUCCUUGAUUCGACUUCAGUUUCAACAAAGGUGGCUAGCUCUAUACAAGGUGCUCUCACCCUUCGGCCCCAUACACCUGAUUCCCAAAAGAAGAGGGCUUUUGUAUCAAGGUGGAACAAGUUGAGCAAUAGCUCCGUUGGUUUGAAUGCCUACGGUCUAUACGCCUAUGAUACUGUUUGGAUGAUUGCUUACGCAGUUAAAGAGUUUUUAGAUCAAGGAGGCAAAAUCUCCUACUCAAAUGAUUCUAAUUUGGACAGUUUUGCUGGAGAGACGAUGAACCUUGCUGCACUUAGCAUUUUUGAUGGUGGUAAGAAGUUGCUUAGUAACAUAUUAAAGACCAACAUGACAGGGGUAAGUGGUCCCAUUGCAUUUAAACCAGAUAGAUCCAUGUUCCGUCCCUCGUUUGAUAUUCUCAAUGUAGUUGGCAAAGGAUGGUUAAGGCAAAUAGGAUACUGGUGUAACUACUCUGGGCUAUCCGUUGUGCCUCCGGAGUCUCUUUAUGCCAAACCAGCUAAUAGGUCAAGUGCAACUCAACGGUUGGAUCAGGUUAUAUGGCCAGGGAAAACUAAAAUCAGACCGCGUGGAUGGGUAUUUCCAGACAAUGGGAGGCCGUUAAGGAUUGGAGUCCCAAGGAGAGUGGGCUUCAGAGCUUUUGUUUCAGAAAAGGAAGGUAGUGGAGUGGUCCAAGGAUAUUGCAUAGAUGUCUUCCUUGCAGCCUUGAAGUGUCUUUCAUACCCUGUGCCACAUCAAUUCAUCAUUUUUGGAGAUGGACACAAAAAUCCAAGCUAUACUCAGCUAGUAAACAUGAUCACAGCCCAUGAAUUUGAUGCUGCAGUUGGUGACAUUACAAUUGUCACGAACCGCACAAAGAUAUUGGAUUUUAGUCAACCAUACAUAGAGUCAGGGUUAGUGGUGGUGGUACAUGUGAAAAAGAUGAGGUCGAUUGCUUGGGCUUUCCUGCGGCCAUUUACUCCCCUGGCGUGGGGAGUCAUAGCCGCUUUUUGCCUUGUUGUGGGAACCGUAGUGUGGAUACUAGAGCACAAAUUUAAUGAUGAAUUUCGUGGCCCCCCAAAGAAGCAGGUGGUCACAAUUUUAUGGUUUAGUUUCUCAACUAUAUUUGGAGCCCCGAGAGAAAACACAGUGAGCACAUUAGGUCGAAUUGUACUGCUUAUAUGGCUAUUCGUCAUCUUGAUAAUUACGUCGAGCUAUACCGCCAGCUUGACAUCGUUUCUAACGGUUCAACAGCUUGCAUCAUCUAUCCAAGGAAUUGAAUCCUUAGUAACAAGCAAUGACGCAAUUGGGUACCAGGUAGGCUCUUUUGCUGAGAACUACUUAUUUGAAGAAGUCAACAUUGCAAAGUCUAGGCUUGUUCCUCUUGGAUCACCAAAAGAAUAUGCUGAUGCCCUUGAACAAGGAAGAGUUGCUGCUGUGGUCGAUGAACGUCCAUAUGUGGAUCAGUUUUUAUCAACUUACUGUGGGUUCCAAAAAGUUGGCCCAGAGUUUACCAAAAGUGGAUGGGGAUUCGCAUUUCCGAGAGACUCACCCUUAGCUAUUGACAUGUCAACUGCAAUCUUGCAAUUAUCUGAGAAUGGAGAGCUAGAGAAGAUUCACAAGAAGUGGUUAAACAGAAAAGUUUGUGGAGGGCAGAACUCUGAAGCAGAUUCAGAGCAGCUUCAGUUGAAGAGCUUUUGGGGUCUAUUCCUCAUUUGUGGAGUUACUUGCUGUUUUGCUCUGAUUGUAUAUUUCUGCUUCAUGUUGCGGCAGUUCAAACGACAUUUUCCUGAAUUAACGCAGCGUUCUACUUCUACUAGAACUAGAAUAUCACAUUCAAUACGGCUUAAGAAGUUUUUGUCUUUUGUGGAUGAGAAGGCAGAAAUAUCUGCAAAUAGGUUGAAAAGAAAGCGGAUGGAAAUGGAAAACCUUUCCACUAGCUAAUGCCGAUCAUCAUCGAAGCUUGAAAUGAUGAACAUUUUCCAAAAGAGAGACUGUGAAAUGUUCUCCUUUGAUUCUUGUUCAUCUUAUCAUGUAACAACGGAAUGUAGAGAACAUCUAGUGUUCGAAGAAUUAACCCAAUAACUUUGUAAUUUAAUAUAAUAAGAUGUUAAGUUUUAGGAUAUUGAUGUACAGCUCCAAUAACUCUAACAAAAGUGGGUUGCUCUAGUGGAGAGCACACAGCCUCUUUAUCCAGGGUAGAGAUAAGGUCCAGGGUAGAGAUAAGGUGUGCGUACAAACUACCCCAUCACACUUCACUAGUGGAAUUAUUCACUAGUGGAAUUAUACUGGGUUGUUGUUGUUGUUGUUGUUGUUGUUGUUGUUGAUGUACAGCUCCACAAAUAUGGAAUAAGA
Messenger RNA from Nicotiana tabacum (common tobacco), 3724 nucleotides. The record is from RefSeq and is a predicted model, not a curated record. NCBI's taxonomy places the organism in Eukaryota, Viridiplantae, Streptophyta, Magnoliopsida, Solanales, Solanaceae.